This is a messenger RNA of Impatiens glandulifera, 567 nucleotides long. RefSeq names its product arabinogalactan protein 41-like. The transcript is spliced from 2 exons. The coding region runs from base 138 to 338 and encodes 66 amino acids. The record is from RefSeq and is a predicted model, not a curated record. Lineage: Eukaryota; Viridiplantae; Streptophyta; Magnoliopsida; Ericales; Balsaminaceae.
UUCGGUUUCUUCAGCCGUCAUUGAUUGUCGCAUUUUGGGGUUUCGCACGCUGCUUGUUUCUUUUCUCCUCUCUUCCUCUUCCGAUCUGAAAUUCUCAAUCAAAGAGAGAGAGAGAGAGAGGAGGAAGAAGAAAGAAAAUGGAGGCGAGAAGAGAUUCGUCAUUAUUCAUUGCCAUCGCUAUUUUCUCUUUAAUCAUCUCCGUCUUUCUUCCCGCCGCUGCUGUGGCUCAAUCGGCCGCUCCUGCUCCUGCUCCAACCAGCGACGGAACUUCUAUUGAUCAAGGAAUUGCAUAUGUGUUGAUGCUGGUGGCUCUUAUGCUCACUUACUUCAUUCAUUGAUUCUUCAUCAUUCUUCAUCGAUCUGAUCUAUCUAUCUUUCGAUUUGAUGAUGAUGAUGAAUUCUAGAUUUGAUUUGAUUUCUUCAUGAUUUCAGCAUUUCAUCUAUGUAGAGAGAAAGAGAGAUGAAUUCAUGUUUAUUAUUUUAUUUUAUUUAGAUAUUUAUUCUCCUCUCUUUUUUUCAAUUCAUUUGUUUUCUUUCUUUUAUUGUAUUUUAAGCUCUAUUUUAUUA